Molecule: messenger RNA, 570 nt
Organism: Pleurotus ostreatus (oyster mushroom)
Lineage: Eukaryota; Fungi; Basidiomycota; Agaricomycetes; Agaricales; Pleurotaceae
Exons: 4
Coding region: 1-570 (189 amino acids)
Source: RefSeq, a predicted model, not a curated record
AUGCCGACGCCAAGACGCGAAUACCUUAGCCUUUUCCUCGCAAACUCGAGCGAAUCCAACGUCCGCGGGCGCCCCGAUUUCCACUCCCCUUGGAUUGGCGUCCCGCGUCGGGGUGAAGCCGGUGCGAACAUCUUUGUCAAAAAGGAGCAUGGCGAACCUUUUUCCGUGUCAAUUGUGCACAAGCACAAGGAAUACGACCGUGUAGAGAACGUCCGCAAAGUAUAUCUCCGAACAGAUAUAGAGAUGUGCUCCGUCGGAAUUUACCACUCGCUAUUCGAUUUUGAGAAGGGUGAAUCAGAACAGGUAGUCGCCAUCCUAGCGGACGGAACGAGGCGUCAGUGGGCAGCAACACUAGGCGAGGUCAAGGCCCCCGACUUGCGGACCCUCGAAGUACACUUGUCCCCCCAGCCCGAAAGAAACCUUCUACUGGAACACAAGCUCGUACUCAUCGAUUCGCUCAACACGAUGAUGAAUCUGGCUAGGUCAAAGGGAGAUCGUGUCCAGGCUAGUGAUAUGAUAGACGUGACCCUACCCCUAUUUCGUGCCCUUGCCGCUGAGUUAGCGCCGUAG